GCUGAAAGGAGCCAAAGUUGCUACACGUGUUUAUGAUAGCGUGAACUUACUCACACAUUUGUACUGUAAAUUUCACAGUUUGGAAUCUCAGACAUUACUUUUCAAGAUGCCGAAGGUUAAAGCUGAGAAAAAAUCUCGACAACACCAGGAGGUGAAGAGUCAAGGUAGCUUAAGCUCGUGUUUUGUACCGCAUGCUAACGUAACGAAUUAUGUUCAAUACUGGUAUUGGUCAGCAUAUUUUAAAGAAUCCUUUGGUUGUCAACGGCAUCAUAGAGAAGGCAGCAUUACGACCAACAGAUGUGGUUCUGGAAGUUGGUCCUGGAACUGGUAACAUGACUGUCAAACUUCUGGAGAAAGCCAAGAAAGUAGUUGCAUGUGAGUUGGACACCAGGCUUGUCGCUGAGCUUCAAAAAAGAGUUCAGUGCACUCCAAUGCAAAACAAGCUACAGAUCCUCAUAGGGGACGUUCUCAAGACAGACCUCCCUUUUUUUGAUGUCUGCGUGGCUAACUUGCCUUAUCAGAUAUCAUCACCUUUCGUGUUCAAGCUGUUACUUCACAGACCGUUUUUUAGGUGUGCUGUGCUGAUGUUUCAGAGGGAAUUUGCCAUGCGGUUGGUAGCUAAACCAGGAGACAAGCUAUACUGCAGAUUGUCCAUCAACACACAGCUCCUAGCCCGCGUGGACCACCUCAUGAAGGUGGGAAAGAACAAUUUCAGACCACCUCCAAAAGUAGAGUCCAGCGUGGUGAGGAUAGAGCCCAAAAAUCCUCCACCGCCAAUCAACUUCCAGGAAUGGGAUGGUCUUGUCAGAAUUGCAUUUGUCCGAAAGAACAAAACACUCAGUGCUGCCUUCAAGUCUGCUGCAGUUGAACAGUUAUUGGAGAAGAACUACAGAAUCCAUUGCUCAGUGCACAACAUAGAAGUGCAACAAGAUUUCAGUAUCACUCAGAAAAUUGAAAGCAUCCUUCAAGAGUCACAUUUUAGCAACAAGAGAGCACGUUCCAUGGAUAUAGAUGAUUUUAUGGUGCUUCUUCAUGCAUUCAACUCCGCUGGGAUACACUUCUCCUAAGAUUUAAGAAAAAGGAAACGGCUACUAGGCUGACAGGAAGUGAUGUCACAAUCUUCUUAUAUUCUGGUUGAUGCUAUGUGAAGAAAUUAAUAUUUCUUUUCCAUGGAAUGGGACCCCUAAUCACUCAGGCUGGAAAUGUUUUGUGCCUUUCCUGAAUCAGGAAAUAGUUAAGGACAUCAUUCAGAUGUAAAACUGGUGACUAUUAAGAGGAUUUGAAGAGGACAUCUUGGAUUUUUAUUACUUCUCUUUAUGUACUUGCUCUGCAGUUGUGAGCACACCAGUUUACUCUUCGUAUAACUGAGCUUGUCAUAAAGAAUAUUAAUCUUCAUCCCCAUUAAUUUCAGCACUGAACACAUAACAUACUGUUCUACUAAAUACUGAACUGUCAAAGUGAGAAAUGAUAAACUGCUAACCCUUUUCAGUAAGGUUCAGUUGGUUAACCUUAAUGUAUUUAUCAGGUGGCAUGAAUUAAUUGAUGGUAUUUUUAUAGAAUUUUGUAUCUUAAUAAUGUUCAUUUAUAAAUAUCGAAAUUAAUUUAAUUUAGUUUAUAGUGCAAUAAGUUAAACAGUUUUUGAAUGUUAAACUUGUAUUAGUAUAUAUAAAAAUUACUUCAAUUAAUAAAUGCUGUAAAAGUAUUAUUCAGUGUUUGUCCAUGCUAGCUAUUGCUUUAAUGUUAAGUUGGAAUUUAUUGUCUAGUGUUACCUAAAAAUCUUUUUUAACAUUCAGGUAAUUGUAGUAUGUAAACUUUGAUGUGUAAAUAUAAUGGCUAAUUAUGUUAUAGGUGAUUGACCUAUUCUCAAGAUUCAUUUAAGGGAUGUUCCUUAGAAAGGUUUAGCUGUACAAGGUCAAUAAAAACCAUUGAAAAUUGUUUUGUUAACUUCAGUAUUUAGAAAUGUAAAAUCAUUCAUCUGCAUACAGAUCUUUGGACUUGUAUGCAGAUGCAAACUUGAGAAAAUGCUUGUUCUGUUGCUCACAUACCCUGUGUGAGACUUGUCAGUAGUGUGUUUCUAUUAUGAAUCAUUUUGAACUGUUCAAAGCCACUGUCUUAAAUUGUGAUGUCAGUGAAGCCGAGUUUCAGAUCCUCCUCCCGUUUUGAUGCAGGAGGUUUAAGAUCGAAGUCUGAACUUGAGAAAAGUUACUUUGAUGCAACCAAUGCUUUUUUAAUUUUUUAGCUAUAUGAUAAUCUACACUUGAGUAAAAUUUUGAUUCAGAGCUAUUUAAAGUCAGGCUUACUCAUACUCUUUAGGGAGCUAAAUGCUUUACCUUACUCUGUGCCAUGUUGAAUAUAGAUACAAAAAAAAUCUUCACCAAACACAUGAGGACCAUCCACCAGAUACUAACCAACAUCCUGAGUGUACUCCGCUAAGAAAAACAAACAAACACUUAAGCCAGCCUAAGAUUUUGUCUUGCUGGCUGGUCUGUUGGGCAGUUUUAGGAUUUUGGGCACAUUUUAGCUGGUCCAACCCAUUUAAUCCAGUUUUUUUUUUUUCUCAGCAAAGUACAUUCUCUGUACUUUCAUAAAAAUGCUAAAUAAUGGUGUUUUUUUUACAUGACAAAAGAUUAAAUGAGUGGAAAAUCGUUUUGGUGGUGGUGGUGGUGGUUAGAAUAAAUGAUUGGAUUAUUACUA
Molecule: messenger RNA, 2694 nt
Organism: Cyprinus carpio (common carp)
Lineage: Eukaryota; Metazoa; Chordata; Actinopteri; Cypriniformes; Cyprinidae
Gene: dimt1l
Product: DIM1 dimethyladenosine transferase 1-like (S. cerevisiae)
Biological process (GO): rRNA methylation
Cellular component (GO): mitochondrial matrix
Molecular function (GO): rRNA (adenine-N6,N6-)-dimethyltransferase activity
Source: RefSeq, a predicted model, not a curated record